Molecule: messenger RNA, 2016 nt
Organism: Penicillium verhagenii
Lineage: Eukaryota; Fungi; Ascomycota; Eurotiomycetes; Eurotiales; Aspergillaceae
Gene: clf1
Product: putative cell cycle control protein (Cwf4)
Exons: 2
Coding region: 1-2016 (671 amino acids)
Biological process (GO): mRNA splicing, via spliceosome; spliceosomal complex assembly
Cellular component (GO): post-mRNA release spliceosomal complex; precatalytic spliceosome; U2-type catalytic step 2 spliceosome
Molecular function (GO): protein binding
Source: RefSeq, a predicted model, not a curated record
AUGGAGGCAUCACGAGGCCCUCCCCGGGUCAAGAACAAGGCCGCUGCGCCGAUCCAGAUUUCUGCGGAGCAGCUGCUCCGUGAGGCCGUGGACCGGCAAGAGCCUGGCUUGCAAGCCCCGACACAGCGUUUCGCCGACUUGGAAGAGCUUCACGAGUACCAAGGCCGCAAGCGCAAGGAAUUCGAGGAUUAUGUUCGCCGAAACCGCAUUAAUAUGAACAACUGGAUGCGCUAUGCAGCAUGGGAACUAGAGCAGAAAGAAUUCCGACGUGCGCGAUCAAUCUUCGAGCGCGCCCUGGAUGUUGAUGCGACCUCUGUCGUCCUAUGGAUCCGGUAUAUCGAGGCCGAGAUGAAAACCCGAAACAUCAACCAUGCUCGCAAUCUCCUUGACCGCGCCGUGACGAUCCUUCCCCGUAUCGAUAAACUCUGGUACAAAUAUGUCUACAUGGAGGAGACUCUUGGAAAUAUCCCUGGUACCCGACAAGUCUUUGAACGUUGGAUGUCCUGGGAGCCCGAAGAGGGAGCAUGGGGAUGCUAUAUCAAGUUGGAGAAACGGUAUAAUGAGUUUGACAGAGCCCGCGCUAUCUUCCAGCGCUUCACAAUUGUGCAUCCCGAGCCAAAGAAUUGGAUCAAAUGGGCUCGUUUCGAAGAAGAGUAUGGAACCAGCGAUUUGGUUCGUGAGGUGUACGGUCUUGCAAUUGAGACAUUGGGCGAGGACUUUAUGGAUGAGAAGCUCUUUUCGGCUUAUGCCAAGUUUGAGGCUAAGCUGAAGGAAUUUGCGCGCGCUCGAGCGAUUUACAAGUAUGCCCUUGAUCGCCUACCGCGGUCCAAGUCGAUGGUCCUACACAAGGCCUACACAACUUUCGAAAAGCAGUUUGGUGAUCGGGAAGGUGUCGAGGAUGUUAUUCUUUCCAAACGCCGAGUCCAAUAUGAAGACCAGCUCAAGGAGAAUUCGCGGAAUUACGAUAUCUGGAUUGACUUUGCACGACUUGAGGAAACAGCAGGUGAUCCGGAGCGCGUGAGAGACAUCUACGAACGUGCGAUUGCCCAGAUUCCCCCAUCACAAGAAAAGCGACACUGGCGGCGCUAUAUCUACCUCUGGAUCUUCUACGCCAUAUGGGAAGAAAUGGAGGCCAAGGAUACCGAGCGUGCACGUCAGAUCUACCAGGAAUGCAUAAAGCUGGUGCCACACAAGAAGUUCACAUUUGCCAAGGUCUGGCUGAUGAAAGCGCAAUUCGAGAUCCGUCAAAUGGAGUUGCAAACCGCGCGGAAGACCCUGGGUAUGGCGAUCGGUGCUUGCCCCAAAGACAAGCUUUUCCGUGGCUACAUUGACCUGGAGCGACAGCUCUUUGAGUUCGUUCGAUGCCGAACCCUGUACGAAAAGCAAAUCGAAUGGAAUCCGUCCAACAGUCAAUCUUGGAUUCAAUAUGCCGAGCUUGAACGUGGAUUGGAUGACCAAGACCGGGCGCGGGGCCUGUACGAGUUGGGCAUUGAUCAACCGACGCUCGAUAUGCCGGAGCUGGUUUGGAAGUCCUACAUUGAAUUUGAAGAGGAAGAAGAAGAGUACGAUCGCGUACGGGCGCUGUACGAGCGUCUCCUGGCCAAGACCGACCACGUGAAGGUGUGGAUCAACUACGCCCGAUUCGAAGUCAAUAUACCCGAGGAGGAAGAGGAAGAGGAAGAGGAGGCAGAGGAGCGACCGGUCAGCGAGGAAGCCAAGCGACGUGCUCGUGCCGUAUUCAAUCGGGCACACAAGGUCCUCAAGGACAAGGAUAUGAAGGAAGAGCGCGUGGAGUUACUGAAUGCUUGGCGAUCGUUCGAGAACACCUACGGUUCGGCAGAGGACAUUGACAAGAUCGAGAAACAGAUGCCGCGCCGGGUCAAGAAACGCCGCAAGUUGGAGGACGAUCGUUACGAGGAAUACAUGGACUACGUAUUCCCGGCAGACGAUCAAGCGGCCGCGAAUCUAUCGAGAUUGCUCCAAAAGGCGCACCAGUGGAAAAAGAGCGGGCAGUAG